UCCUCUGAUUUUGCAGUGAUGAACAACUAUCAGGCGGCUGCUGCAGCCGCACACAGCUACGGUCCGUCGGCCUCGCCACAUGCAGGGGCUGCCACCACGGCCACACGGCAGGGCUUUCCUUCCACCAAUUCGCCCGGACCAACCAUUGACAUGUACAGCUCGGCCGGGGCCGACAAUGUGGGCUAUGUACAGGCCACCAGUCCGCAGCCAUCGGGCUUUCCCAUAGCCGUCAGCCGUGCCCCAUUGAACUACAGCCCGAUUUAUUCGUUGAACUUUGCGAUGGCUAAUAUAUAAAAAGACUGAUAACCCAAAAUAUAAAACAAGAAUACAAACAAAUGCAAAAAGUAUAUACAAUUAUAUAUAUGUAAAUCGAAAUAUAUAUAUAUAUACACAUAUAUACAUAUAUAAAUAAACGAAAAGCAAAAAGAAACAAAAUAAGUAAAGAAAACAAAACAAAAGUAAAAAGUAAUAAGAGUAUAUAACAAACGCAGUUGCACAAGGGACCACUAAUUCCUGCGGCAUUUACAAAUGGAUACCAUUAAAAAGGUGGCGCCGACAACCGCAAUGACAACAACAACAACAACAACAACAGCAGCUACAACAACAACAACAACAACAACAACAAAUAGAACAAACACAACAACUAAAGCAACAACAAUUGACAACAGACACGAAAAGUAACUGCAACCACACACAGCGCAGCAACAAAUAUAACUAAAAGAAUAAAUAUAUAUAAACAUAUAUAUAAAUUAAAGUAUAUAUAAUAUAUACUUACACACACACACACACAUAUACAUAUAUGUGUGUAUAUAAUAUAUUUACAUGCUUGUGUAUGUUAAUAUAUAUUUCCACAAUGCAAAUGAAAUCUGUUAAGCAGAGCCAAGCAAUAAGCCCGAUAAACCAGAAACACACACACACAGACACACCCCCACACACAUACAUGAUAAUUAAUUAAUUAACGUAUAUGUACUGCAUACAUACAUGCAAGUACGUACAUACAUAUAUACUUAUAUGCACACUUGUAUGCAUGUAAAUUUAUAGCAAAAAAAACAAAGAAGAACUAUAAGCGCAGCGAAAAAAAAAAUUAAUUUUAAUUUAAUGACAACAAGAACAAGAAGAACAACAACAACAAUAACUACAACAACAACAACAACAACAACAAUAUUACCAAAUAAUCAAAUAACCAAACACGGCAGCCGCAGCGCCCAAAAAGAUGCAACGUUUGCAGCAAAAAUCGUUUAAAAUGCAAAUUAAACGAAACUGCGUCAAGUGCAGCAGCAGCAGCAGCAGCGGCAGCAGCGGCAGCAGUAGGCGGCAUGUGGGCGUGGCCUUUACACACACACAUACACACACCCAACCGCACACACACACCCACAGGGCCAGCCUGGAGGAUGCACCAGCGGCCGCCGCGUCACCAUUUUUAAGUAAUGAGAAACCAAAAAGCAAAAAAAAAUAAAUGCACAAAAAAAAUAUAUAAAUAAAUUAAUACCAAAAAAAAAAAAAAGUAAAGAGUAAAGAUUAAAUAAAAUUAAACACAAAGUUGAAAAGCAAACGAAAAAUGUUGCAAUAAUAGCGAAAAAUGUUAUUAUUUAAUUGCGUAUUAUUACAAGUAAAAAAUGAUUAUUAUCAUUAUUAUUACUAUUCUUAAAUAAGUUGUAACUUUUAAAGUUAAAGUCGAUAUACAUAUAUAUAUAUAUAUAUAUAUAUAUAUUUAAAACAUAUAUAUUAUACACACACACACACGUUCAUAUAUAAAGAAAACUGCAAUAUAUACAAACUAAGUACACAAAUCAAAAGUAAAAUGAAAAUGAAAAUGCAAAUAAAACAACAACAAACAAAUUGCAAUUGAUUUGUUUAAUAGAAAAUUAAAAAGUUGGCAAAUGUUAUAAAAGUUGGGCUUUUCGCGAACACAGCCUGAGAAAAUAUAUAUAUAUACCCAACGGUAAUAUAAAUACAGAGUAUAAUUGUUUAUUAUUUUGUUUUUGUUUUUUAGUUCUCGAUCUUUAAUCAAAAAUCAAAAUUGUGCUAACAAUUAGAUGCAAUUGAUAAUUAUGAAUUUAAUUUAAAGUACAAGAAUCGUUUAUUGGCCAAAAAAGCAAAGCGUAAACUUAUGUAAAAAAGAAAAUGAGGAAAAUGAGAAGAAAAGCAAAAAAAAAACCAAAAACCAGAUGAAAAUCUGUAUCGAAUGAGCUAAUGAAGAGUAGCUCAACUAAUUUGUUAAAUGUGUUGAAAAUUCGGUGUAUUAUUUCAAAAUGCAACUCUUUUGUGUUCAGAUUGAAAAGCAAAUGCAUUAAAUAUGCUAAUUAAACAAUGGAUAUGGUUAGUUAGACAAAUAUGUUAAAGCAUUCAUUAUUUCGAUGAAUGCAAAAUUGAGAGAGUGAAUUUCGCAAAACUCGAGGCAUAAAUCAAUUUAUUUGCAAAAGGCAGCAACAAAUCUCUAUAUAUAUAUAUAUAUGCAUAAGAUAUGUAAGAAACAAUUUUGACAAACCCACACACACACACACAGCCACACACACACGCAGCCACACAUACAACUGAUGAAUCAAAAGAAAAACUUAAACAAAUUACAAUUUAAGCGCAUAUGCAAAUAUAACAAUGAACUAUUAUACAUGCAACAUAUAAUUAUAUUUAAGUAAAUAAAAUAUUUAUAAAAACAAAACAAAAAACAAACGCUGAAAUGCAAAUGUUUAAACAAUUAACUAAAAUAUAUAUGUAAACACGUAUGUAUAAAAAGAAAGAAGGAAAGAAAAGCCAGAUGAAAAGCCAGAUGAGAAUGGGUAAAAAGCAAGUAAAUAUGUUGAGUUGUUUAAGGACAAGCAUGUGUAAAGCAGGCCACGUUAUGUGCAAUUAAAUUUUCUAGUCGCGCCGCCGCCACAGGACGACGACAGGACGACGACAGGACGAGAGGAUGUGGAGUGGACUAUCGGGACGAUUAUAUUGCAAUUCGAGAAGCGUAAUAGAAAAAUAUAUUUAUAUACAAAACUAUAUGGAGUAUUCAAUUAUUGGAACAAAACAGAAAAAAAAAAAACUAUCUGACAAUUAAGUAAACCACAUUUAUUACAGCAAGUGGGAUAAAAAAAAACCAACAACAAUUAAUAUGAAAACAUGUAUUGUUCUUUAAUUGACAGAACAAAAUGAAGAUGCGUUUUUUGUCUGUCUGAGAUUUAUGCAUUAGGCAGCAAAGCACACACACAAACAAAACUAAAAGUGUAAUAAACAAAAGUAAAAACAGCUGAAAUAGAUAAAAAAAAAUAAAAAUAAAAAAGCAGCAGUGAAAAUGUUCCUUUCAUAACUUUUUUGCCAAAUUGUCAAACCAACGCUCUCCAGGACUUUGCCCGUCAAGUCUCGGACCAAAAAAUAAAAAACAAACAAACACAAAACUUAUAUAGAAAAGAUGAAGAUGAUAAUGUUGACAACAAAUACGAUAUGCAUAACAUACAAACAUAGUUAUACAAAUUACAAUUAACGACAAAUAGUUGCAGUGUAUUAUAAAUUAAAGCGUUUAUAAUGUUGACAGAGCAUAAAAAGCAAUUUAAAUGAACAGCGCGAAGCCAAGGAUAAAAUGUUACCCAAAAGGCAAUUUAUGCAACUUGGCGACUUUGUUUACAUCAAUUCGCAAAGCAUUUCAAACACGCAAGAAUUGGGGACAGGAUUUAAAUAAACGCAUAAUUAAUAAACCAAAAUUAUAUACAUUUAUAUAUAUAUAUAGAUACUUAUAUAAAUAAUCAAAGAAAAUAAGGAAAAAGAAAACUUGAAGCAAAAAGACAAACACUUUUAGAUAGGCGAAAGUAAGCUGCUAAAUUACAUACAUAUAUAAAUAUAUAUAUAUACGAAUCGGCUUGAGGCAAUCCUGUAUCUAGAUUAUUGUGCAUUGAUGAUUGCAAAAGAACACGAACAAGAACAAGAACAAGAAAAAGAAAAACAAAUUUUACUUAUGUAUACGUAUGUGAGCCACAUACAUGCAUACAUACAUGUGCAAGGCAGUCAAGGCAAUGGUUACUUUAAAGCUAACUAAACUAUUUGUUAAAAAUUAAGUCUAAACACAACAAAGAAGCAUAAAUAUACCAAAAAAAAAAACGAAAAACAUAAGAAAAGCAGGUAAAUUGCGUAUUGUAAGUACACGUAUUCCAGCUGCCUGCUCCUCAAGAGCGACAGCCGAAAUUAGUUGAGAUCCUUGGAUUUUAAUUGGGAAAUCCUUGAGGCGCAGAACAUGUUAUAUUUGCAUAAGGCAUACACACACACACACACACAC
Molecule: messenger RNA, 4252 nt
Organism: Drosophila montana
Lineage: Eukaryota; Metazoa; Arthropoda; Insecta; Diptera; Drosophilidae
Gene: Rbp6
Product: RNA-binding protein 6
Exons: 3
Coding region: 19-294 (91 amino acids)
Source: RefSeq, a predicted model, not a curated record